This is a messenger RNA of Saccostrea cuccullata (small rock oyster), 1463 nucleotides long. RefSeq lists its product as uncharacterized. The transcript has 10 exons. Bases 25 to 1374 code for a protein of 449 amino acids. Gene Ontology annotation, molecular function: scavenger receptor activity. The record is from RefSeq and is a predicted model, not a curated record. Lineage: Eukaryota; Metazoa; Mollusca; Bivalvia; Ostreida; Ostreidae.
ACUAUGUAUAUUUAAUGUAGGAGCAUGCAUUUGGAAAUAUUAUCAGUGUUACUACUACUGAAAACUGUGGAAAUUCUAUGUUAUGAUGUUUUGUCUCACAAAAAACCGGCUUUUCAAAGUGCAACAUUAUCUUGGAUUGGUUCUGAGGCAAAUAGUGCUGUUGAUGGGAAUCUUGCUACGUGUGCAAGGACUGAUGUAAUUGGUUCUAAUAGUCAACAGGAUAGAACUUGGUGGUACGUGGAUCUGGGUGAUAUCUACAGUGUAUACAACAUACGGAUACACUUUGAGGACAUAGGGAAAGCAUAUAUCCUGAGACAAAGAGGAAGAUUUGCUGGAUUUUCUCUUUAUCUCUCAAGUUCUACUAUAAAAGAAAACGGAUAUAUGUGCUACAAAGACGGACCAGAGUUACCUCCCUUAAAUUUCACGACAAACUGUACAGGAUAUGGUAGAUAUGUCAUAUACUACAAUGAAAGAUUGAAUGGAGUAAAGUAUCCAGCGGGAUAUGAAUCUAUGUCUUACACUCAGUUGUGUGAAGUGGUAGUGAAAGGAUGCUCUAGAGGAAAAUUUGGGAUAAACUGUACUAUGAAUUGUCCUACUAAUUGUUGUGGAGGAAAAUGUGAUAUAAUCAAUGGUAAAUGUAUGGAAUGCAAACCGGGAUGGGAGGGAGAAAAGUGUCAAACAUUUUGCCUUAAAGGAUCUUACGGUCAGGACUGUAAAUUUCGAUGUUCAGGACAUUGCAGAGAUGGAACUUCGUGUGACCAUGUGACGGGUGAAUGUGCCGAAGGAUGUGUGUCGGGAUGGACUGGAUCGAUCUGUAAUAAAACUUGUGACAAUGGUCAUUAUGGUAUAAAUUGUUCUUCCACGUGCAGUGGACAUUGUUUAUAUGACAAAGCUUGUAACAAGGAAACUGGUUACUGUGAAUCGGGAUGUAGUGAUGGAUAUACUGGAAAUUUAUGUCAGAAUGAAUGUACACCUGGGUGGUUUGGACAUGACUGUACAAAGCGUUGUAGUGGACACUGUGCUAAUAAGGCUGUUUGCAAUCACAUGAUGGAAUUUGUCCUCAUGGAUGUGAAGACGGUUAUAUCGGACAAAAUUGUUCCACACCAUGUCCUCUCAAACACUACGGUAGAAAUUGUUCCAAUUUAUAUUCUUCUAAAUGCACGGGUACAUGCAGACAAACUGAUGGUUCUUGUACAUGCAGUCCUGGUUGGAUGGGUUCCCCAAUUUGCAACACAAAAUGUCUUCCUCAUACAUAUGGAGAAAACUGUGCUCACAUUUGCAGCCCACAUUGUGCAAAUAUCACUUGUGACAGAUUCAGUGGAAGUUGCCUGGCAGGAUGCAAGGAACAAUUUUAUGGAGACAGAUGUAACCUAGGUCAAAUUAAACUGGGAACUGAAAAUUUAGCAUCAUACUGUGACUCAUUGACAUGGAUUGUAAUGUUUGUAAUAUCUGUCACGCUAAAU